AUGAUUCGGUCUCGUCCUCGACCUACGCUCUUUGAUUUCAGUAGAUUGUUUAGUGGCAUUGCUAGGACAAGACAAUACGAACUCGUGUUAGGUCUCUGCAAGAAGAUGGAACUGAAUGGGAUUGGACAUAAUAUCUACACUUUGAAUAUUAUGAUCAAUUGUUUUUGUAGGUCUUGUAAAACUUGUUUCGCUUUCUCUGUUGUGGGAAAGAUGAUGAAACUUGGGUUUGAGCUUGACACAAUCACGUUUUCAACUUUGAUAAACGGAUUAUGUCUUGAGGGUAGAGUUUCUGAAGCUUUGGAAUUAUUUGAUCGAAUGGUGGAAAUGAGACACCAACCCAAUCUCAUAAUACUUAACACUCUAAUCAAUGGGCUUUGUCUCAAAGGUAGAGUGUCUGAAGCGGUAGAUUUAAUCGAUCGAAUGGUGGAAAAUGGCUAUCAACCGGAUGCAAGUACCUAUGGUCCGAUUUUAAACAGAACAUGCAAGUCGGGGAACACUGCCUUGGCCCUGGAUUUUCUCAGAAAGAUGGAAAAAGGAAAGAUCAAGCUCGGAGUAGUCCAAUACAGUAUCGUUGUCGAUGGUCUCUGCAAAGAUGGGAGAGUGGACGAUGCACUCAACCUUUUCAAUGAAAUGGAAAUGAAAGGGAUCAAAGCAGAUGUCUGUACCUACAACUCUCUCAUUGGAGGCUUUUGUAACGCCAGUAGAUGGAAUGAUGGUGCACAGUUGGUGUCGGAAAUGAUCACAAGGAAAAUCACCCCGAACGUCAUCACUUUUAAUUUAUUGAUUGAUAGUUUUGUGAAAGAAGGGAAGCUUCUAGAGGCCAAAGAAUUGUACAGUGAGAUGAUUACAAGAGGUAUAUCUCCUACUAUUAUUACAUAUAAUUCUUUGAUAGAUGGCUUUUGCAAGGAGAACCUCCUAGAUGAGGCCAGUAAGAUGAUGGAUCUGAUGGUCAGCAAGGGAUGCGAUCCUGAUAUCGUGACUUAUAAUAUCCUUAUAAAUGGAUAUUGUAAGGCUAAGCGGGUUGACAAUGGUAUGAGAUUUUUCCGUGAGAUUUCUUUGAGAGGACUGGUUGCAGAUAGAUUCACUUAUAACACUCUCAUCCAAGGGUUUUGUCACUCGGGAAAACUGAAGGUUGCCCAAGAACUCUUCCAGGAGAUGAUUUCUCGAGGUGCACAUCCUAAUAUUGUAACCUACAAAAUUUUGUUAGAUGGGUUGUGUGACAAUGGGAAACUAGAACAGGCGUUGGAAAUAUUUGAGUAUUUGCAGAAGAGUAAGAUGGAUCUUGAUAUUGGUAUCUAUAAUAUCAUCAUUCAUGGGAUGUGCAAUGCUAAUAAGGUGGAACAAGCAUGGGAUCUAUUUUGUAGCCUCCCUCUUAAAGGAGUGAAACCCGACCUCAAAACAUACAACGUGAUGAUGUUGGGAUUUUGUCAAAAAGGCUUGCUGUCUAAAGCAGACAUGCUGUUUAGAAAAAUGACCGCGGAUGGGUAUGCGCCAGACUGUGGUACAUACAACACACUCAUCAGGGCACAUCUCCGAGGUUGUGAUGUAAACACUUCAGUUGAACUAAUCGAAGAAAUGAAGAGGUGUGGGUUCUGUGCAGAUGCUUCCACUAUGAAGUUGGUAGUUGAUAGGCUAUCGAGUGGUGAAUUGGACAAAAGCUUUCUAGAUAUGCUUUCUUGA
This is a messenger RNA of Arabis nemorensis, 1680 nucleotides long. Lineage: Eukaryota; Viridiplantae; Streptophyta; Magnoliopsida; Brassicales; Brassicaceae. The record is from the annotation of a GenBank genome assembly.